This is a messenger RNA of Ruditapes philippinarum (Manila clam), 1401 nucleotides long. Its product is annotated as heat shock 70 kDa protein 12A-like. The record is from RefSeq and is a predicted model, not a curated record. Gene Ontology annotation, molecular function: ATP binding; ATP-dependent protein folding chaperone. The transcript has a single exon. Bases 1 to 1401 code for a protein of 466 amino acids. Lineage: Eukaryota; Metazoa; Mollusca; Bivalvia; Venerida; Veneridae.
AUGGUAGUAAAAGAUAUUUCUGGUAAACCACUUGAAGCUAUGACAGUUUUUUCAAUAGCAAUAAAACAUCUGAAACAUGAAGCAUCAAAGAUAGUUUUAGAUUCAAUACUUGGACUGAAAGAAACUGACAUUCAAUGGAUGAUAACAAUUCCAGCGAUAUCAUCUGACUCAGCACGUCAAUUUAUGAGAGAAGCUUAUACAAAAGCAGGAAUUCCAGAGACACAUCUUCGACUUGUUCUUGAGCCUGAAGCAGCAGCUUUAUACAGUACACCACGAAUAAUGACAGAAGCAAUACCCUUUGGGUUUAGGUACAUACUUGCUGAUUUAGGUGGAGGGACAACAGACAUAUGUGCUCAUAAAAUAAUAGAUGGUGGCAAAAUACAAGAAAUAUACCGAACAACAGGAGAAACCUCUGGUGGCAGUGAUGUUGAUGAUUGUUUUAUUAACAUGAUGAAAACUUUAGUAGGAGAAGAGGUAUGGAGUGAAUUCUCAACUAACCACUCAUCAGCUUGUGUAAGCCUUGUUAAUGAGUUUAGACUGAAGAAGAAAGAGUUUAAAUCACAAACAAAUAAAAUACAAUUGAGAAUGGAAAAUGCUCUGGUGCUUGUCAUAAGAGGGAAAAAAAAGAACUUGAAUGAUAUAGUUACAAAGUCAAAAUAUGCCAGAAAACUUGAGUAUAAUUCUAAGGACGCUAGACUUACAAUCAACAGAGUGAUGCUGGAAGAAUUAUUCAAGCCAUCAGUUGAUAAAAUCAUUAGCAAGUUGGUUGAAGUACUAGACCAAUGUGAUGAAAAUGAAAUGAAAACAAUCAUUUUAGUUGGAGGGUACAGUGAAUCUCCCUAUGUAAGGGAGAGAAUUCAGUCAACAUUCAGUAACAUGAGAGUUAUCCUUGUAGAUGAUGCUAGACUGGCUGUGUUAAAUGGGGCAGUGAUGAUGGGCUGGAAACCUAAAAACAUCAUACAACGUAGGUCCAGGUACACUUAUGGAUUUGUAGUUGAUCAACCAUUCAGAGAGGGAAUAGAUCCAGAAGAACUUAGGAUUAAUGAUGAUGGGGAAAUGUAUUGUGACAUGAUAUUUGCGAAGAUGAUAGAAAAAGGUCAGAUAGUGGAGUAUGGACAGACAUUUAUAUUUGAAGGGUAUGGUAUAGCCACUCAAAUAGAAGAAAAAUGUAAAAAGAGAUAUGUAGAUCUAUAUAGAUCUACCCAUGAAGAUCCUCAUUACUGUAUAGAGGAGGAGGACUGUAGAUUAGUAGGAAAAGUAAAACUUUUACCACCAUCAGAUGGAUGGCCAGAUACGUGGGAAAGCCAUUUUUACAUUAUUGUUGGUGAAACUGAAUUCACUGUGAAGUAUUUGAAUCCUAAUACAGGAGAAGAAUAUGAAGCACAAAUGGAUUUUCUGUAA